AUGGACCCUGCCUGCUCCCCCGUGCCCCUUGUGGGCAAGCAAUGGAGAAUCGGCGAUCUCAUCAAACUUGCGUGGUUUGCGUGUUCCUGUUUGUCCUCUAAGCGGCAGGACAUCGCCAUUCGCCAGCGCCAUGCACAAUUUUGUGUUCAGGCGCUUUGUGGCUUCGAUGGAUCUAGCUGUGGAGUUAAGUAUGCGUCCUUCGCAGCCUUCGCACCGGCAGUAUUGGAUACGGAUGCCGGUAUGCCAUGUUUUCAGACCUGUUGUCGCAGCGCGGGCUUCGAAGCACGGCGCCGUUGCCCGGCGGGUGUGUUGGGGCCGCGGGACAUUGAGGCCGCCAUCAUGGACACGGGCGGCGAUGCAGGGCGCGCGCUAGCCUGGUACCCCGGGUUGUUGAUGGCAUGGCGGUUUGAUAAGGCGGAUACAUUCUUCCGGGAGAAUCAGCUUCCAGCAUACUACGGCGAAAUCGACUCCAUCCGAAAUCACCAAUUGAAGCGUUCAGCCGAUGCUGCUUCACUGCGAGUCGCUGCGACACAGCGAGUCGCGACAGACCCAAGUGUCAUUGUCCCCUUCCGUUCUGCCGAGGGACUUGAGCGUGCGGGACACGUUGAGCUCUUUGAGCGGCUCAAGGUGGUCACAUCCGCAUUGAUCGCCGAGCGGGCAGAUCGAAUAGCGCUGGACAGGGAGAUUAAGCGGCGGACAUCCCUUUUCCAGGCUGAUAGAGUGAGGCUACAGGCAUACGCUCGGGCAGAUGCAUCACGCAGUGAACCCGUCCGACUGCUCGAAACAUCACAACAACGAGGUAUGAUGCAGUGUCGGCAUGCGCGCCAGCUCAUCAACCCCCGGAAGAUGAUGAUGAUCGGGCCAUACCUCAUCAGCUUUCCUGCACUGCGCGCGCUGAGCAAGCGCAUGCCCCAUGUCAACAUCUCGUCCCAGGAUCUCAACUACAAGGACAAACAGAACCAGCGCGCCACUCUCAAGUCUGAAAACAUGGCAUACCGGCAUCCGUAUCCAACACUGCCGUCUGAUGUCGCGGCUCUCGCGACGUGUCUCCACGAUGUGCUGGACGGGGACGAUGAGCGGGUGGAUGAUGUGCGUCGUCAAUUCGAAGAAGAUCUCGGCGUCUACUCCGUUGGUGAAGCAUGGGAACUGUUCCGAGAGGAUUUCCAGCUCUCCCCGCUUCGCGCCGCCAUGGCACUGAGAGGGAAUGUACCGGGCCUUACCGUCUCGGACGCGAAAUCCCUCUUGUUCAAGAUCAAAACGGCAUCGGAGGGGGCCGUGGAGGAUCAGGGACACAGGGACGCGGAGACUGGCACCGUCGAGGACGCGGCGGAACUGUGGUCCCGAUGAGUGCACCAGCCGCCAUCACCGAAGCAGAGGAUGUGCCACCCCGCGUCAAGUCGCGUGGUGCUACUGGCGAGUUCAAAACAAACUGGUCAGAGCUCGGUGGUGUAGACCCAUAUGCCUGCUGCAUCAGCGGCGGCAUCAGGGGGUGGUUCAUCGGUGCUAAGACUGGCAGUACACGGCCGGUCGCAUUCACCAAGCAGUACUGCUGCUGAAAGCCGCUGUGGGUUAUGCGUGGUUUGAUGCCAUACUACAAUGGCCUGUCUGUUUUCUGCGCCAACGUUUGGCGGGUAGCCAAUCCACACGGAAGUGUCGUGGUUUACAUGGGCCCAGGCGUGCAACGUUUUGUGUCAGUGUUUGGUUGCAUGGGCGGAAUACCGGGGGCGACUUCAUGGGCCAUGCCCCACCCAACGGAGAGCUCGAUGGAUUAAGGCAUAGAUUGCAUAUGGUGAACACAUUCUUCUCGGCAGACAUCUGCAUUUUCAUUUGUUUUUAAUGUAGCUCGUGGUACUGAGUUUAGCGGUGUAUCAGAGAUUUGUCAUUGUUUCCACCCGAACCUAUUCAUGCAUACGAGUGUUGUGGGAUAAACUGGACGAACUGCCGAUGAAGUGUGGUGGGAAAACAGUGGGACCUCGGCGGCUGACUUGACUGGGUAAUGCAGUCGUGGCCCUGAGUGCUUGCCUCCCGUAGUAGUAGUAGUGCCAGAGUACGGUAACCAGGUGUGCAAGUUUUCCCACUCCAUGUCGUGGGAUCGAAACUAAUACGCACAUGAGGCACUUGUAAGCGGUCCUCUUGC
Messenger RNA from Volvox carteri f. nagariensis, 2137 nucleotides. RefSeq lists its product as uncharacterized. NCBI's taxonomy places the organism in Eukaryota, Viridiplantae, Chlorophyta, Chlorophyceae, Chlamydomonadales, Volvocaceae. The transcript is spliced from 12 exons. Bases 1 to 1347 code for a protein of 448 amino acids. The record is from RefSeq and is a predicted model, not a curated record.